AAAGGGUAAUAUCGGCAGAUCCCUAGCAGGAAUUUAAUUUACAGUCCGUAUAUUGGUUCUAAGGGCGUUUAUUAAAUAAAUUGACAACAGACAGGUCACGAGUCAUUUGUGUUGUAUGCACUCUUCAGAAUCGCCGCCAUUAUAUGAGAUGAUUAUAGAAUAAGGAGCGUGGAGCCGCUGCCCACACCGGGAAUCCUCCCCCAGCCCCUCUGUGCACUGCGCUGACAGGGGGUUUAAAGUCCACCGGCCCCCCCGAGAGAGGCGUGCGGAGCGACAAGCUAAAAGCGGUGAUUUUUUUUUGGAGCCUCCCCGGAACGCAGGCCGCUGAAACAGCCACGGAGGUCCCUCCGCCCGACCGCGCCCCCCCGCGAGGAUGAAGCUGAAAGAGGACAUGAACCCGCUGCUGCUGCAGGUGUUCCGCUCCGUUGUCUGGGUCUACUCCUUCAUCACCUUCCUCCCCUGGUACCUGCUCUCCGGCGCCAACCUGGAGCGGGGCAAGCGGGUGAAGGCGCUGUCCGUCAGUGGCCACCCGGGGGGGCCCUACCGCGCGGUGAACAGCGUGCGGCAGCUGGCCUCCACGCUCUACCCAGGCUGCGACACGCUGGAUAAGGUGUUCGACUACGCCAGGCAGCGCUUCCCCGACAGGGACUGUCUGGGGACCCGCGAGGUCCUCUGUGAGGAGGACGAGGCGCAGCCCAACGGGAAGGUCUUCAAGAAGGUCAUCCUGGGGGACUACAUAUGGCUGUCGUAUGAGGAGGCUUAUCAGGCUGCGGUGCGGUUUGGCAGCGGUCUGGCUGCUCUGGGUCAGAGGCCCCAGUACAACAUCGCCAUCUUCUGUGAGACACGAGCCGAGUGGCUCAUCUCUGCUCAGGCCUGCUUCAUGUACAACUUCCCACUCGUCACUUUGUAUUCCACUCUGGGAGGUCCAGCCAUCGCUCAUGGUCUGAAUGAGACGGAGGUCACCCACAUUAUCACCAGUAAAGACCUGCUCCAGACCAGGCUCAAGGACAUUCUGCUGGAGGUGCCCAGGCUCCAGCACAUCAUCGUCGUGGACGAUAAGCCCACCACGUGGCCAGGCUUUCCCAGGGGCAUCAGUGUGCACAACAUGGCAACCGUGCAAGAGCUGGGAGCCAAGCCAGAGAACCUGUCCAAGCCGCACAGGCAGCCGCUGCCCUCGGACAUCGCUGUCAUCAUGUACACUAGCGGAUCCACAGGCAUCCCCAAGGGCGUGAUGAUCUCCCACAGCAACAUCAUCGCUGGCAUCACAGGCAUGGCGGAGCGGAUCCCCAACCUCGGUGAGAAUGACACCUACAUUGGGUACCUGCCGCUGGCUCACGUGCUGGAGCUGAGCGCAGAGCUGGUGUGCGUGUCUCAUGGCUGCCGCAUUGGCUACUCCUCCCCGCAGACGUUGGCCGACCAGUCGACGAAGAUCAAGAAAGGCAGUAAAGGCGACACGAGCGUGCUGCAGCCCACACUUAUGGCGGCUGUACCGGAGAUCAUGGAUCGCAUCUACAAGAACGUGAUGACCAAGGUGGAGGAGAUGAACAGCCUGCAGCGGACGCUCUUUGUGCUGGCCUACAACUACAAGAUGGAGCAGAUCUCCAAGGGCAACAGCACACCGCUCUGUGAUGGGCUGGUCUUCCGGAAGGUGCGCUCCCUGCUCGGGGGGAAGACGCGGGUGCUGCUUUCGGGCGGGGCGCCCCUGUCGGCCGCCACGCAGCGCUUCAUGAACAUCUGCUUCUGCUGCCCGGUGGGCCAGGGCUACGGGCUGACGGAGACCUGUGGAGCGGGCACCAUCAGCGACAUGUGGGAUUAUAGUACGGGCCGUGUCGGCGCGCCUUUGGUCUGCUCUGAGAUCACACUGAAGGACUGGGAGGAGGGUGGCUACUAUAGCACAGACAAGCCCAACCCCAGAGGAGAGAUCCUGAUCGGGGGCCCCAAUGUCACCAUGGGUUACUACAAGAACGAGGCCAAGAACCAGGAGGACUUCUUCGUGGACGGGAACGGCCAGCGAUGGUUCUGCACAGGAGACAUUGGGGAGUUCCACCCAGACGGCUGCUUAAAGAUCAUCGACCGUAAGAAGGACCUGGUAAAGCUACAGGCAGGGGAGUACGUGUCUCUGGGCAAGGUGGAGGCCGUUCUCAAGAACUGCCCUUUGAUAGACAACAUCUGCGCGUACGCCAACAGUGACGAGUCUUACGUAAUUGGCUUCAUAGUGCCCAAUCAGAAGCAGCUUAUGUCCCUGGCAGAACAGAAGAGAAUCCGGGGGUCCUGGGAGGAGAUCUGCAACAACUCUGAGAUGGAGAUGGAGGUGCUGCAGAUAAUCACAGAGGCUGCCAUUGUAGCCAAGCUGGAGCGCUUUGAGAUCCCCAGGAAGAUCCGCCUCAGUGCAGAACCCUGGACCCCCGAGACGGGCCUAGUCACUGACGCCUUCAAACUCAAGCGCAAGGAGCUCAAGACUCACUAUCAGGACGACAUAGAGAGAAUGUACGGAGGGAAGUAGCGCUGCGCUCAAACCAAUGGGAAAAAAAAACCUGCCUGCUUCCUCGUCCCACCCGCUAAGACAAGCUCCGAUCAAACGGGACACUACUUGAAUCUACUUUGUACACGCGAGACCAAAAAAAAAAAAAAAGAGAGAGAACCUAAACAGAGGCCGCGUUGCAAUGUUUCCUGCACAUGAUUGGUCACUAUGUUUAAAUAUUUAUACAUGUAUAUCUUUACGACAUGUCUUCUAUAAAAUGACGUAGCAAAGAGGACCUCUGUGAGAUCAUGUCUGGGAAGGCGCAGGCUCGAGCCAGAGGUACCGGUGACAAGCGCUUGUGAAAGGAGCUGUUAGGCAGCCCAAAGUCCCGUCCCCGCCAGCACACUUUUGUCCUGCCCCUCCUCCUCAAAGGACAGCCUUCGGUCUUGCCGAGACAUGAGAUAUGAGAUAGGAAAACUGGCCACAGUGCAAUCCGUGAAGUCUGUGUCCGGGUUUGACUUUAUCCAGGGAUAUGUUGUAAACUUGAUUGGUAGUGAAUUUGUUUUUCUUGUUCCAUUCAAUGAAUAUCUUGUGUCUGAGGAUCAGUAUUACAAGCCAUGAGAGAUCAAAUGCAAAUGCUUUCUCUUUUUUCGUUUCAUUUCUAGGGUUGUUUGUGAUUGUUUCAUUUGUUUUCUGUUUCUCUAAGGACAUUCUUUUUUCCGUCUGCAUCUGGUGUAUAUGAGAGUUUAUUUUGCUUCACCCUGUCAUCGCGCCCCGGUGGUCAUCUCCAGGAGUAAUUGUUUACAAAUUUGAAAAGACAGUGCGAUUCCAUUUUAUUAUGUGAAUGGGUUAAAAUGUGCCUGCUGCAACAACGAGUGAAGCUGUAGUUCUUUUGUGAUUCCGGCAGUUAAGGAAUGACCGACGUCAAGGACAGGGUCAACCGAACUUGCAAAUAGUGAUGGGUUAUUAUGCAAGAAAAAAAGCUGUUUCACGUCUACUGACUUAAAAACAGUUACCAAAAGAUGCAGUGACACUUUGGGUCAAAUUUUCACAACACAUACCUCAAAUCACAGCAAUUUCAGGGACUGUGUCCCAUAUUGAAAUCCAGGUUUCUUAUUAGCCAAUAUUUUUAUUCCCUCAUAGGCUUGUCUUGGUUCCAUGGACCUUCCAGUGCAUGCAGAGUAAGAGAUAUGAGGAACUUAAGGGGAAUCUCGUCAGCUUUUUUUCAGCUUUGCUUUACUUUGGAAUCGCUAGGCAUGUGAGAACUAUAUUUAUUACCAUUUACUUUGCUUUCUGUUCGUAGACUUUGAAAGCAUAGCCCAUCACUAUUUUGUUACUUGAUGGCCAUGUAAAAUGUAAGGUGGAGAGGGAGGGAAUGUUACCCAGUGAAUAUGAUGUCUUUGUCUUAGAUGAAAAGAAGAAAAACACAAAGGCACUAUUUGUGUAAUUUGUGUAUUGUGCAAGAGUAGGUCCUUUUGCUAAUACACUCGCACAAUACUGUUGCUAUUAUUAUUACAAUUAUUACUGUUGUUAUCAUGUACUCUUAUGACCUAGUAAUGAAAUAUUUGAAUGUGCAAUAUACACCAAUUUCUCUCAACACCAAAAUAGACAUGUAAACACUUUCCCCCGCAGUGCAUGAAUGUUAACUCAGAAUUAAUAACAAAAAAGCGUAUGUUUUAAAUGAUACUCACAGGUUUAGACCUAUUGCAACUAUUUUCAUGUUUGUUUUGAUAAUACUUUAUAUGUACGUAUAGUGUAUACUUACAUGCAUACACACAUACAUACAUAUAGCUUAUACUUUAUAUUUUGUUAACGACUCAGAGAUGUGUUGCAUGAUCCAAUGUAAAGAACCAACAACCACAAAGUAGCACUUCUGUAGUGAGGAAUUUGUUUUGUGUGUUAAGCUUUGCAGCACUUCUUUGGUUCAUGCACAAUGAGCGAGCGUUUGGGUGCGUGUGCGUGCGCGUGCGCAUGCAUGCAUGUAUAUGUGUACACAUGCAUUGAAGUCGUUGUUUCUUUGGCGCACUUCCUGUUGUUGGACCAAACACAAGGAGAUGCAGACUGGUAGUCAUAGAGCCUUCUUUCGGUGCGGUCCUCUCAUUCCACUUUUUCCCCCCCGAUAAUGAUAAUUCUCUUCACUGCUCUUUUUAAAUUGCUCUGUUUUAAAUGGCUCCGUUUUAUUCCUGACGUCAUAAUAAACGUAAAUAAACGUCAUGGCAGUUGACACGAAGGGGAGAGAUUAUCUUAACACUCGUAGGUUGACAGCACUUGCAACAGUUUCCCAAACAAUGUGGAAUCAUGAUUACGUCUUUUUACAGCAAGAUGUCUCUAGAGAGUAUUGGUUGCCUUUUAACAUCAUAUUGAAGGGUUCAUAGGACAGAUAACAAGCUAUCUAUUCACUGUAUAUGUACAAAAGAAGUGGGUUUUAAAGUAAGGGGUUAGCCUGUUUCAAAGAGAGUAUGCGUUGUACAUUAAUUUUCCAAUUAUAAAAUGCAUUGUAACUACUGAACAUGCUAAGAGAACUGUAGAAAAAAAAAUGUAUGAAUGAUUUCCCUCCUCUUUUUCUUGUACUGUACAUAAGUCGGGGGCAGUGAUCAAAGUUCACUGGAGAUACCAGAUGUAUAAUAUCUAUUUUAAAUCUAUUUAAUCUUUGUUAUAUUGACCAGUCUGGGGUUUUCCCUCCAUAUUUGUCUGGAA
Molecule: messenger RNA, 5158 nt
Organism: Megalops cyprinoides (Indo-Pacific tarpon)
Lineage: Eukaryota; Metazoa; Chordata; Actinopteri; Elopiformes; Megalopidae
Gene: acsl3a
Product: acyl-CoA synthetase long chain family member 3a
Exons: 15
Coding region: 374-2503 (709 amino acids)
Biological process (GO): long-chain fatty acid metabolic process; long-chain fatty-acyl-CoA metabolic process; neuron differentiation
Cellular component (GO): plasma membrane; endoplasmic reticulum; lipid droplet
Molecular function (GO): long-chain fatty acid-CoA ligase activity
Source: RefSeq, a predicted model, not a curated record